Molecule: messenger RNA, 13163 nt
Organism: Biomphalaria glabrata
Lineage: Eukaryota; Metazoa; Mollusca; Gastropoda; Planorbidae
Product: tetratricopeptide repeat protein 28-like
Exons: 18
Coding region: 2426-10618 (2730 amino acids)
Molecular function (GO): protein binding
Source: RefSeq, a predicted model, not a curated record
CGUAAAAACCCGAAGACUUAGAAGAUGAAUUAUUUUCUAGUUCUGCAGCCAAUUUGAAAUUUAUUUCUGUUUUUACUUUGAACAAUAAUAGCAGCCAAAAUAGAGUUGUGUUAGUGUGGCCAACUAGCUAGUAAUUCUUUUCUCAACAAAACACACCAUCUAUCAAAUUUCUAUGAAAAUCGUUCGAGCCGUCGUCGAGAUCCGUUUCCAGGUUCCUACCAAGUUUUUAAGCCCAGCCAGUGUCCACUAAGAUACGAGGUAUUGUAAAAUAAAAACAAUAAAGAUGGUCUGAUAAAUAAAAUGGUAUAGACGAAUAUUAUAAAGUUGCAUAUACACAUCUUUUUGUGUUUGGUUCUUUUUUUUGCUUUGACUUCCGAGUCGAGAGGUCUCGGGUUCCAAUCCCUGUGAAGACUAGUAUUUUGAAUUUGGGGAUUUUUAUGACGCCUCUAGGUCGCAACUGGGUUUGGGUAGUCACGCGAAACACGUCACCCAUUUUAGAGACAUUACCCUGAACAGGUCUACUCAUCUCCAGUAGUGGUACAGUGGUUGGUUGUGGUGCUGAUCACGUCACCCUAGUGAACCGUUUGUUAUAGAAAUAGAUGAGCUUUAUAUCAUCUGACUCCUAAAUCAUAAGGUCUGUUAGGGCUACUUGACUUACUUUUUUAUCUUGAAUAUGUAGUUCAAUUUCAAAAUAGUGAACAUUGAUACUGACCAUUGGGAAGACAUAGCCUUAGACCCUAGUAUUGAUACUGACCAUUGGGAAGACAUAGUCACAGGAAAAACUGUUCUAUGAGACGAGCCAUAGUCGUUCUGCGACUGAAGGAGGCCAGCCAGUUUAAUUUCUCUGACAUGACAUAAAGUAGAUACAAUUAAUUAAUUCAGAUACAUCCCAUUCUCGGUCAGUAAAUAAACUCUUCGAAAAAGAAAAAUCCUUUUGCUGACCAAAUGUUGCCAGCCAGUCGUGACUCACUCACGUCUGUCCCGAGUCAAGUUUUAUACGUCUGCUGUCGGGUUUACUAAGAUUACAUAGCCCUUUGUCUCUCUGUACGGUUUUUUUUUUUAGCCUUGUCGCAGUUACCUCCCUCCGUAUACCUCACUUUUAUGCCACCUCUGAAAUUGACUACUUCACCUUUCAACUCGGGCUUACCUGUCAAGUGGCAAUGAAAUAUCCCUGACCACCUCUUUUCUACGCGCUACCCCACACAAACCCCCAAUCCUUCACCUGCCGUCUCGUCUGGCUGUUGCAGUGUCGCGCGCUUCAAGCGCGGGCGAUACGAAACUCAAAGCCUAAAUGCUCUGUCCUGUAUUUUGACUAUUUGCGUGCGGCGAAAAACUUGAGUGGAAGGUCGAGGGGGGCAGAUACGUGAGAGGUUAGGUGUGCGGCCCAAAAUGAAUGAAAGUAAAGCGAUUUGUGGAGUUUUCACAGGUGACGUAACGUGAUGUUUACAAUCGUUCAAUCAUGUUCUGGAUAUAUGAGUGAUUCUAUUGUGUGCUUAGUGUGAAUUUCAUUUGGGAUUUAUUCCAUUGAUUCAUCUCAACGUUGGAUAGGAGAGACAAUGUAGAUCUAUAAGAUCUAUAGUUAUAGAUCUAAUUUAUCUAGAGGUUACAUUGUAACCGACGGACAAAAAGUGAAUCCUUUUAUUACGAUUUAUUUUCGUUUAAAGAUUUAGAUCUAGAUUUAGUAUCACAGAAAUGCUGAUUAGAAAGACUUCCUACCCCGUUAAUUGUUUGCUCUAUAUUUUUGUAAUUGUGUCUCUCCUAACGAAUAUAAUAUAUAGGCCUGUGACGAUCGAUUCAGUCGCGAUAUUAAAAGCGAUUUGUAUGUCAGAUGACUUCGAAAUUAAGCACAGAACAAAUCCAAGAAUAGAAAUUCAAAUACUUUAAUUCAUGACUGCAAACUGAAGCCUUACACAGACAAAACAGAAACAUAUGCGGUGUAAUUUGGAUGUACAAUCAAGACCGCUGGAUGUUUAUGUCACUAAUGUGUUGUCCACUUGAUGACUGUUGUGUUAUUAAAUCAUUACGCCAGUAGUAGUGCGUGCCAACCGGACACUGCGCCAACGCUGAGGUUGUUUACUUACAAUUGACCUAACGACAUCACUGAUGGAAAUGUACAGAUUAUGUGCUAAAUUCAUUGAGAGCUGGUCUAUGUGGAACUGGCCGUGCUCACUUCUCUUCGGCAACAGUGCUAUGACUCUAAGAAGCACACAGUCUGAAAGUAGCUUAUGAGUUGAUUUGUUUUACGCUUAUUACGAUGACGUCAUUUGGCGUUUUAAACAAACAGAGGCAUGUCGCCUAAUAAGUCAGUGUUGUGCCGGUAAACAAAAUAUGUCGAUACCUUCUUCGUGAGAAAUUCACUUUCUGAUGAAAUGAUGGGGCCGUGCAUCAGAUAAGUGUGAAUUCAUGCCCUGAGAAUUGGAGUAUCAUGAUGAAAUGGUCUUACCAUACAAAACUUAAACACGGCAACCGAAAGGCCUAUUUGAGGGAAGGAGUGGCACUUCAAGAGCUGAGUCGUCAUGGAGACGCUUUGGCAGCAUUUGCGUCUGGACUGGCUCAGGAGCCUGGGAAUGGCCAACUGUUGGAUAGUUUGGUGGAGGCGGCUCUCAACUCGCCACUUAAAGAGAAACUUGAGCCCACCUUCCAGCAAUUGGAGAAAUUUGGCCUUAAGACCAGCCCAUUUGUUAUUAUUGCUGUUGUUGGUCAAGAGCUAGUAGCCACUGGUCACUAUGGUGCUGCAAUGACUAUUCUUGAAGCUGCCUUAAAGGUUGGGACAUGCAGUCUGAAAUUAAGAGGUUCUGUUUUCUCUGCACUGAGCAGUGCACUAUGGGGGCUAGGCAACUUGGACAAGGCUAUCUACUACAUGCAGCAAGACUUGGCUGUAGCCAAAACUCUUGGAGACCAGGAAGGGGAAUGCAGAGCAUAUGGCAACCUGGGCUCAGCCUGCUUCACCAAAGGCCAUUACAAGGAGUCACUGGCCAAACACAGGUUUCAGCUGGUCCUGGCCAUGAAGUUGAAGAAUCGGUCAGUGGCAGCAAGUGCUCUGGGCAGUCUAGGACAUGUCUAUACAGCCAUAGGAGACUAUCCCAAUGCUUUAGCCAGUCACAAGCAGUGUGUGCUUCUGUUGAAACAGUCCAGGGAAUAUCUUGCAGAAGCCAGAGAAAUUGGCAAUGUUGGUGCUGUGUACCUGGCCAUGGGCAACUUUGAGAAUGCAGUAGAGUGCCACCAAGAACACUUGAAAAUUGCUCGCAGCAUGAAGUCGAGCAUAGAGGAGGCAAGGGCUUACAGCAACCUAGGUAGUGCCUACCACUACAAGAGGGACUAUCAUAAAGCCAUGAUGUUCCACAAAGAGGUGCUGAGGAUUGCAGAGCAGGACAAGAACAAGACUCUGGAGGCCAGGGCUUAUGCUGGGCUGGGACAUGCUGCUAGGUGCUGUGGUGAUGUCUUGGCUGCCAAAACCUAUCAUGAGAAGCAGCUGGACAACGCCUUGCAGAUCAAGGACAAAGUUGCAGAGGGACGAGCUUGUUCAAAUCUGGGUAUCAUCUUUCAUCAGCUGGAGGAAUAUGAAGCAGCAUUGAAACUUCACAAAGUUCAUCUGAAGAUUGCCAUGGCCUUACAUGACAGAGCUAGCCAGGGGAGGGCAUAUGGCAACAUUGGGAAUGCUUAUAGUGCCCUUGGCAAGCAUGAGCUAGCUGUCAGUCAGCACAAACAGGAGCUCUCCAUCUCAUCGGAAGUCAACGACAGGCAUUCUGAAGGUGCAACUCAUGGCAAUCUUGCUGUGGCCUAUCAGGCUCUUGGAAAAACUGAGAAGGCUCUCCACCACUACCUUUUACAUCUGAGUAUUUCUCGAGAGCUCAAAGACUUGCCCAGUGAAGCAAGGGCCCUGUGUAAUUUGGGCAACUUCCAUUGUGCCAGGGGCAACCACUCCAGUGCUGUGUCUUUCUAUGAACAGUUUCUGUCUUUGUCAAAGGAUUUAAAUGAUUCUGAAGGGGAAAGUAAAGCUUGUUUUAAUCUUGGCUAUGUGCAUUUCAACCUUGGAAAUUUUAAUGAGGCUGUGAAGUACUACGAAAUGGAUUUGUCAUUUGCUCGAGACAGGAAGGACAGAUUAGCAUUAGCCAGAGCAUAUUGUAAUCUUGGUUUGGCGCACAAGUCCCUAAUGCGAUUUGAUGAUGCUUUAGAAUGUCAGAAGAAAUGCUUGAGAUUGAUGGAUGCCUUAGAAAACACACCCGGUAAGCUCCGUGCUUUGGGAAACAUAGGUGAUCUCAUGUUGAAAGUUGGGGAUAUAAAUGAAGCCAUCAAGAUAUACCAGCAGCAGCUGACACUGGCUAAACAGUGUGAGAACCCUGACUUACUGGCUACUGCAUAUGGGGCCUUAGGAUCGGCACACAGAAUGCUAGGCCAGUUUGAUAAAUCUCUGGGCUACCAUACUCAGGAGCUGACCAUUCGCCAGGAGAUCAGUGACCUUCGAGGAGAGUGUCGUGCUCAUGGGAAUGUCGGUAAUGUCCACAUGUCCCUUGGAAACUUUAUGACUGCCUUCAAAUGUUACCAGGAGAUGCUGGAGCGAAGUAGGGAGCUGAAGGAUCACCGCCUGGAGGGUCAAGCAUGUGGCAAUCUAGGCAUCACAAAAAUGAACAUGGGCCAGUACGAAGAGGCCAUUGGGCUUCUAGAAGAGCAGCUGGCCAUGCUGGAGCAGAAUUAUGGCCCCACAACAUUACAGGAUAAAGGGAAAGCUUUUGGAAAUCUUGGUGACUGUUAUGAAGCUUUGGGUGAUUACGAGGAGGCUGUGAAGUGGCAUGAGCAGUGCUUGAUCAUUGCCCAGCAGACAAACUCCCUAACUGACCAAGACAGGGCCUACCGAGGACUUGGUAAUGCUCACAAGGCCAUCGGCAAUCUUCAGCAGGCUCUUGUCUGCUUUGAGAAGCGUUUGUUUGUAGCCCAUCAGACUAACAGCGCCUCGGCUAAGGCUUCAGCAUAUGGAGAGCUGGGAUGUCUGCAUAGUUUACUGGGUAACCUAGAGCAGGCCAUCGCAUGCCUGGAGCACCAACUGUCUCUGUCCCAGGAGAUGGGUGAUGCCACCUGUCAAGGUGAUGCUGCAUGUGGACUGGGUGGAGUUUAUCAGCAGAUGGGCAAGUAUAAUACUGCCUUGACCUACCAUCAGAUGGACUUGAGGAUAGCAGAGGAGACGAACAAUACUGCAUGUCAGUGUCGAGCCUAUGGUAAUUUAGGAUUGUCUUAUGAGUCACUUGGUAACUUAGAAGAAGCAGUUCGACACCAAGAGCAGCACCUGAGUAUAGCUGCACAGAUGAAUGAUGGUGUGGCUAAAACUCUGGCAUUUAGUAGUUUAGGCCGAGUCCACCACGCUCUAGGACAUUACCCUCAGGCAGUCCAGUACCUUCAGCAGGGUCUCCAGAUUGCUGAGCAGCUGCGCAGGAGAGAGGAUGAAGCCAAAAUAAGACACAGGCUUGGCUUGGCACUCUGGGCUGCAGGUGACCUGGACCAGUGCCAGCAGCAGCUCCACCGGGCAGCUGACUUGUUUGAGAUGAUACGUCGUGAGUCCCAGUGCAGUUCUGAGUACAGGCUGUCAUUGUUUGACCUGCAGACUGCAUGCUAUCAGACAUUACAGAGAGUUCUAGUUUCACUAAACCGACAAGAUGAAGCACUUGUUGUGGCUGAGAGAGCUUGCACCAGGGCUUUCAUCGACUUACUUCUGGAAAGGCAGGCUGGCUCUGCUGGGCUGUUUAAUGGGACUACCAUGGACUUGACCCCUAUCUCCAUUGACCACAUCACCAGCACAGUGUCCAAACAGAGCAGCAUCGUCCUGUGUUUCUCUAUUGCUGCUGGCCACUUGUACAGCUGGUUGCUGACACCUAAAAAAGGUAUCGUUAAGUUUCACUGCACUCGCCUGUGUGACUUUGACAGCGACAGUGAAGUGAUGGACACCCACUCUCUCAUCAGUAUCUCUGGCCUGUCACUGCUGGACCAAUGUGUAGGUCAAGUCAGGGAGUGCAUGGGGAUUGAGAGUCAUAUUACAACUACAUCCACUGGACACCGGUCCAGUACUAUAUUGGCUGGUCAAGAGUACAGUGACACUGACAGUGAAGCUGAUGAUGUCUUUCAGUUACAGCUGGAGGAACUCGGUGACAAGUUGAAUGCUGAUAGUGACAGAACCGGUUUCCUGGCUAUGCUGAACCGGAGCCACAACCUGAAUGCUAGUAGCUACAGCCUGGGGAGUGUAUUCAGUACAGGUCGUGCUAGCAUCUCUAGCAACGUGCUCAACAGCUUCGGUGGAAGUAUGCGAAGCAUGGGUCUGACCAGCCUGGGGAGUGGAAGUCUUCGAAGCAUUGGCAGGAAGAUUGGAGCCAGGUCUAAGUUUGGGAGUGGCAAGUCACCACUGGCUCUUCUUUACCAGCUGUUGAUUGAGCCAAUGGAGGCAGUGAUUGCUGAGGUGAAAGAGGCGGAGUCUAUUCAAAGUAGUGGGAGUGGACAUGGAACAUCUGACCCAAUAGACUUAGUGUUGGUGUUACAAGGAGAUUUGUAUCUUAUUCCCUUCUUAAUGCUGCGGAGAGAGCAGGCGGAUCAUUUCCUGUUUGAAAAGUUUACAACAAUAAUUGUGCCCUCCAUAAGUGCACUUCAGAAUGCACAGAAUGAUAUGAAAGGGAGGCCACUUGUUCACUCUUCUGGGGCUUUGGUGGUUGGCAACCCUCGUCUUACCCCUGCCAUUUGCCAGCAUUGGCAUCUGCAGGAGAUUCCUGGGGCAGAGUUUGAGGCUAGGAUACUAGGAGAACUGUUAACAUGCAGUCCUUUGAUUGGAGCUGAGGCAACAAAAGGGGCAGUGCUGCAUCAGAUUGAACAAGUGGAAGUAAUCCAUUUUGCUACCCACAUUUCCUGGAAGCUGUCCUCUGUAGUGCUGUCCCCUGGUGAGUUCCUUUCCAGCCCCAGCCAGCAUUUUCCCAUGAUGGAUUCUGAUGACAGUGCCAGUGAUAUUGGAACCAUGGGUGGGCCAUCAUUAUCAGAAUACCUUCUCACCGCAGCUGACAUUCUUAAUCUUAAACUCAGAGCCAAGCUGGUGGUUCUCAACUCUGGCUACACAGACGACCGUGCUGGGAGAAUCAACACUGAUGGGGUCGUGGGUCUCACCAGAGCCCUCCUUUCUGCUGGGGCACAAUGUGUCCUCUUCUCUCUAUGGCCUGUUCCAGACACAGCAUCAAAAUUGUUGAUGAAGACUCUCUACACUGCACUCCUGGAUGGAGUAAGGGUUACCAAAGCACUGGCCCUGGCAGUCAAGACUGUUCAAACCACUGCCCAGUUUUCACAUCCAUCAAACUGGGGUGGCUGGGUGCUUGUAGGCUCAGAUAUCAACCUGAGCUCAAAGGUGGCUUUGAUGGGUCAUGCCCUGGGUCAGAUAGUAGCAGCCCAUAGUACCUGUCGACAAACACUUAAAGUUCUGCUUCAUCUUGUGGAGAAAUCUCUUCAAAGAAUACAACAGGGCUGUAAGAACUCCAUGUUCACCACACAGCAGAGUAUAGAAAACAAGGUGGGUCAGGUGGCUGGGUGGAAGGACCUCCUGCAGGCUGUAGGUUUCAGGUUUGAGCCUUCCACAGGGGGACUUCCUCCUGCUGUCUUUUUCCCACAGUCUGAUCCAAGUGAUAGAUUAACUCAAGCUAGUGCUAGUCUUCAGGCCUUUCUAGGUCUGCCAACGAAUUCAGUGAAUGCUAUGUCCAAGUUUGUCAAUAAUUUUGAUGUGGGUGAAGCUUUGAUCAAUGUGCUUCGAGAAAUUCUCAGCAAACUGUCUGCCAAAGAGUCAGGCAUAGAUGUCAUGGUGGAUGUCAACCUCUGGGGAGUGUCUGGAUGUCAUGAGUUCCUAGCAUCUUUAGGGUUGGAUCUUGUGGAUGUUGGACGAGACAAUGUCACUUUGCGUCUGAGUAAACAAUCCAUCAGACGCCACCUCCAGUUUGCAUUACAAGCUCUUGUUUCUGUUUUUGACACCCAGGAAGCUCCACACACACUUCACCUGGACAGCUCCAGCAGCAUGGAGAGUCUCUCCUCCAACCAGUCGGCACCCUCUUCCUCCACAUUCUCGAAGUCAUCAGUGACCCCUCCACUUUCCCCCUACUCCAAAGGGAAGAGGUCACUGUUUAAUCCAGCGGAGAUGGAGAAAGUGAAAAACUCUCACAGAAGUAGUUUAAUGCUCCAGGGAAGUCUGUCUGGUCGGCAAGUAGAUGGAUCACUGUCACGCUCAAGUGCAUCAGAUUUUUCUACACCUUCGGCAUCACCACAUUCGCCUAGGUCACCUGUCCUUGACCCUUCCAUCCAGUUGCUUCACCAGGCCAAGAUACGUACAAUGUAUGGCACAGGAGUGCCAUCUAAUGAGAAAGUUCAGGAGCCUGCUGCAACUGCUCUCCCUGUACCAGGAGAUAUAAACACCCAGAAUAACAGUAGACUGUCUGCUCCUGUGGGAAGCAUUGCACCAGAGGAUCAGGAGUCUAAAUCUACUUCAGGAUUUGGCUCUUAUUCUGAUAGUGAUAGUCGGACUACACAUUUAGGAAGUGACCAAAAUAACUUUUCAGGUAGAUUAUUUAACCAUUCCAGUCGCUCAGUUAGGAGUAAUGUUAGUUCCGGUGUGAGUGAGAAUAUGACAAAGUCAGUAAAAUUUGCUGACAAUCUGGUCAGCCAAGAGAUUUCGUUUGAUCCUCAGAAUGAUCCUUUAAAUACCUUGGACUACCAUCAUGGAGAAAUUGAGUCUGCGGUCACAGAAUUUCAUCAUACAGGGGAACCUUCAGGGACUAGUUUGCCAAAUACAACACAGCUCAGGCAACAGUUUGAGCAAUUGAAUCUUCAGGAAAGUUCACUCUUUCAAAAGAAAGCUUUAAAUAGCAUGCAGCCUGCUGUCAAUACUAAAUUAGACCCUGGGAACUCUAUUGGGAACUCUAUGUCAGGUGACAGAGACACAGAAAACAUUGCCAUGAAAGUUUUGGCUGAUGUGGCCAGUCAGCGGGUGGCUGUGGAAAACAUGCAGAGGCACAGCCUAUUCCAGUCACAACAGGCAAGCAGAAGGCUUGCACUGGAAAGGUCAAACUAUCCAGUGCCUGCUCUUCGCAAGCAGCCUCCCUUACCUCAGCCUCGAACAUCAUCCUUUUCUGCAUCUUCAGAUACAAGUGACACCGAAAGUGUUAGCACAGGCUUUCACAGUUUGAGAUCUGCUGGGGGUUCUACCUCCUCUAGUCGAAACACUUCUAAAUUCCCUGCAGCGACCAAAAGUGGGAUAACACCACACAGUCGCUCUGCGAAUAUUUCCUACUCAAACUCUUCUGACAUUUUCCCCCUGAGGAAAACACCAGCACAGAGCUCAAAAUCAGCUUACAGUGCCCUUUUCCCCAAUGGUGGACCCAAUUCUACAAGCCCAAAUUUGUUUCAGGGGUCUCAGCUGAAGACUGCUCCAUCCUCAGCAUUUAGCUCAACAAGGCUGUCUCAAAUUGUGACUGGCCAGGGUAAUGUCGGCAGUGGUGAGAAUAGCAUCUCAUCUGAUAACAGUGAAGGUGCAGAGAGUAUCAUGCAGUCUUCUGUCUCAAGUGGCUAUCAUUCUGAAAACAGUGGGCUUAAAGGUCAGGGACACUUGAAGACAGUUCCACCACCCAGUCAUGUCAAUCAAGAUAAAGGACAAUACACACAGGAGUUUGUGAAUCGGACUCCAUCUUUCACAUACUCUUCGGGCUCCUCAUCACCAUUUAGCCGAGCAUCAAAUGAUGAAACUGGAAAUGAGGCAGAUCAGCCAGCACUCAGCCCCCUGUCAAAUGUUCUUUUUCCCAAUCAGGUGCCGAAACACAACCCAAGACCUGUCUCUAUUAGGAAAUCAGCCCCUGUUCAUGGCCAGCCCUCAAAGCCACUCACUCCUCCUGCAGUACCCCUGAUCAAGACCAACGCACUCCAGUCUCGUCCAGAUAGCAGUAACAGUGUCAGCAGCCAAUACUCCACAUCAUCCUCAAACCUUUCCGCUAUUUAUAGGCCAUUUGGUACAAGAGAGUCCCCUAAGGUCAAGGAUCAAAGAUCAUCGCUAUCUGGCAGCCUGGAGAGGGGCUAUCAUCCCAGUGGCCCACCUCCACCAUAUACUAAGCCAAAAAAUUCAAACCUACAAGGCACUGACCCUGCAUCAGCGCUACAGCACAGACAUGAGCCAUUCAAACAUCCCAACCACAGCUACACCUUUUCUCAAAAUAGUCCAGCUAAUCACUUGUCCAACAUUGAAGUCUCCAGCACUGACCUCAAUACCAACUGGGACUCAGAAAAUGGAGAUGCAGAGUAUAAGACCAAGUUGGCAGCAGCUCAGAUGAGCAUGUACAAUUCACAGUUUAAAAAACCUGGCCACAGCUCAGAGUCAGAUGCCAGCACUAAAGCCUCAUUUAAAAGUUACCUAUCUGGCUCAGCAAGGAAUACCACAAACUUCAUUUCCAAACCUCUGAAAUCAUUUGGGGAUGUGAACCUGAAUAGCUCUAGUGCUGCAUCUACCAAGACAACAGACAUUGAUUUGUCUCUCCAAUUAGAACCACCAAACAGCAGGUCCAUAAACAAUAAUCCAAAAAGGAACAUGCCACCCAAUUUUGUUCUACAUUCUUCAAGGUGUUAGAACUCUUUGAGUCCUUUGUGGACUUAGCAUUGAACUAAACUUGAUGAGUGUCUGGAGACUUAACUGUGUUCAAUUAGCAGAACAAAACAAAAAUUCAGUGAUAUUAUUUAUUGCCAUAAUAUUAUGUAGUUAUUUUUGAUAAUGUGAUUCUCUCAAUGUACAACUUAAUGAUUGUAGAUAUGAUGUACUUCUGAUAUAAAGGAACUCCUGUUGUAUGUAUAUAUUUUAUAUAUUCAUAUAUAAAUAGGAAUCUACUUAAUGAAAUUUUGUUUCAUAGUUAAUUUUGUUUUUAAACUUCCAGAACAAAUUUCAUGUUAAUAGUUCAAAUCCUUUUCGUUCUAUUUUUGUUGUUAUUUGCUUUGUUAUGGACAAGCCAUUUUGAAUGAUAGAUCUAUGAUUGUGACUUUGUUAUUGUAAAUACAAAAAAAAAUUGUUUACACUGAAAAUAUUUAUUUUAUAUUUACAUUGUUUUACAAUUACAAAUUUUAUUUCUAUCUAUGUGUUAAGGUUGUUGUUUUUUUUUUAAGUAGGCCAACUAUUAGAAUGGGUAAAAGAGAUAAAGCUAAUCUCUUGUCUGUGUGCACUAAAAAAUAAGCCUGGUUUGAACACUGUGAAUGCUCUUUGUAUUUUAAGCAUUGACCUAAUGUUUAGUAGGACAAAGUAAGUACACAAACUGUGUAGUCAGUGGGUGAUGCCUGUGAUUUGUGGGUCAGACCAUCACUGCUCUUCUCUUUCUUCCUCUCUGCUAGCAAUGUGUAUAAUUAAUCAAAUAGUAUUUUCCAUUGGAGGUGAGGAUAACUCUUGCAAUAUUUUGUUUUUUAUUUUACUGUGUGAUGAUACCCCACGGGGAGAAACAUUUUUGUCAAAUAAAUCAAAGGAUUGUCUCUCUUGUCAAAGUAAUGAGCUUAUAUUCAGAUACUUAAGUGCCCAAGUACAAGACUCACUGCUGAUUUCCUCACCAUCCUCUACCACAUAUCAACUGGCUCUAACACUAACAUUUAUUUUGCUCAUUUAUCUUUUAAAUUACCAAUGUUGCUUCAGAAAAUAAAACUUAUUCUGUGGUAUUUUCAAGCCACCUUUCAAUUGUUCCACUAACUGCUUACAACACAAUAUAAUCUAUCCUUAUAGCCAUGCUGUAAGAAAAGAAAUGUUUUAUACAGAAAUCAAUGUCUCUUGAUAAGUCAAGAGUAAAAAAAAAAUGAAGAAGAUAUAUUGAAAUAUAAAAAUACUAGCUCUUUGAUUUUUGGAGAUAUGAAAUCUAGAUAAUAAUUAAGGUGAGGAAAAAAACAAAAGUGAAAUUGUAGAGUUAUCUUUUCUUGUUUCUACUUCAAUUCAUAUCAAAAGUUAAAAAAUCUAAAAAUAAUGGGGGGAAACAAGUGACUCUAGCCAACCUGACAUUCCACAACCAUCCUGUCAAUGUUAAUAAAUAUCACUAGUGAUGAUAUAUUCUAAUUAAUACAUUCCAUGUUUAACAUUCCUUGUACUAUACUAUUUUUACUGUAUAUGUAAAUGUCUUAUUUUCACUUCAAUGUUCAAAAAAUGUUGGUAUCAUCAAAUUAGAAUCAUGCUUAGAAAAGAUGAUUGUGGAGCACACUUGUGUACAUUUCUAUACAAAUCACAAAUCUAUUUAUUUCAACGCAAUCUAAUGAGUUUACUAUUGAUAUUAAUUGACUAAAGAAAUGUUCUACUUUCAAUGAAGAAGCUUAAAGUUCUGUGUGUAAUCAUCACAGCAUUCCUUAGAAAUCCAGAGUGAAUAAAUCUUAGGAUGACUAAUUCAAUGUUGCUCAUUUUAAAGUUGCCUAAGUAUACAUAUAAACAAAUAAAUAAAUUUAAAUCUCCAUUUAUUUAAGCAUAUUUGUAUUGCUAGAAGACUGGAUCAUUUGUGUUGUUAGUAAGCUGACUUUAGUUUGACCAGCCAGUUUAUUACCAGUCCUGAAACUACUUCAUUUAUAAACAUUCAGUUUAUGUUAUUUAUACAGUGAUUUGUUAUAGGAGAUAUUGUCACUUGCGACUAAUUAUAUAUAUGUAUUGUGCAUGAGUGUGACAACUAUAUACCUAGAUACAUUGACAACUUUAUACCUAGAUACACCAAAUAGUACUUUUACAUUGUAAAAUUUCAAGUUUCAAAAUGAAUUUUUUAAAUUGUAUCUGUGCUAAACUUUAAAUAAAGCUUUCAAGUUUGUAUUACGCUUCAUUGGACCAACUUAUAACAACAGUUCAUCAGCAUCAAUCAUGAACUCAUGUCAAUAUGACCACUAGUGGUGAUGAGCUCGAUAUUUCAGAGGGAAAAGUUAUUAGUAUUGACAAAUUAAUUUUAACACAUAAUUAUGUAAAAUUAAUGAAUCCACUUCUUAAAAAUGAACAAAAUUAAAAAUUUAGGAUGUUAAUUGUAUUUUCUAAGUAAUUUUAUUCAUUUACCAUGGUCAUGUUUUCAAUGCUACAUUAGAUAUGGUUACCAGACAUCUGGCAAAGGAAGGCACAUUACUCAAAUGGUUUGAACUGCAGCGAAUCAGCACUUUAUUUACUUUGUAUGCUGGGGGGGGGG